Messenger RNA from Cyclocybe aegerita, 1761 nucleotides. The record is from the annotation of a GenBank genome assembly. NCBI's taxonomy places the organism in Eukaryota, Fungi, Basidiomycota, Agaricomycetes, Agaricales, Hemipholiotaceae.
AUGUUGGCCCCGCCUGCUAGAAAUUUCCAUUGCAGAUUGGCCACAAUUGGCCCUGCUCCAGGAAACUUCGACUUGAUUACGCUCUUCAUCUUGAACACCAACCACCACCCUCAACCACCCUCUUCGCUCUCUCCUCCCGUCGUCAGACACAACAAGAGGCUCAAGAAUCAGAACUGCGUCCUUUCCCAACCCAAACCACUACAUCAUACCGAAUUCUUGCCUCCGUUGAAUUUUGUAAUGGCCACAGAACACACAGCGCCAUCUACACCGCUGACCCGUGCCUCACUCGAACGCCUGACGAUAGCGAAGCUCAAGCUGCUGGCUAAGAAUCGAGGGUACCGGAUCACAAAGACCAGAAAAUCUGAGAUUAUAGAUGAGAUUAUAGAAGCGGCUGGUGCUGUCAAGGAGGAAGUCGUCAGUCCUGGGAAGCCGCUGUUGCAAGAGAGGCCUCCACGUCCACGACACAUCUCUCGCAAUGGAAGGGGCAAGAAGCCUUCUUCUCCAACCUUUGGUCGCGAGCCGACCCUCAGUCCGCUAGCGGGAAAAGGAACGAGGGAAGCCUCAUCACCUGCAGAUGCCGCUCCAGCUGUCAUUGCACCAAACGGAAACGCAUCAUCGCUGUCCACUCCAUCCCACCGCGAAGAGGCUAUCGCAGCCACUGGACCGUUGUCGCAACGAUCUUCCGGCUCUUCGUCGAACCCCAGCUCAGCAUCGCCGCAUUCAAAUUCUGGGUCCGUCGAACCGAAUACCCGGAAACCGGACUUGAACAACCCCAGCCCGCAAAGCAGCCCAGAGCCAGAAGUAGGAUCCCCUUGCCCGCCUGAAGCACUCGAGGAAAUUAUGGAGGAAGCCCGAGCGGAGCGAGAUGAAGUCAAGCAACGCACAGAGGAUAAUCAGAGGAUAAUAGAGAGGCUAAAGAAGAUGCUCAAAGAGAUGGAGGAGUUCUCGCAAACGAAGAGCGAUGAGGAGAUGAAGCUCGAGCGCGCAACGGAGUUCGCUGGGUUAUAUACGAGGGAGGGCCUUGCAUGGGAAGAAGACGCGAUUUUCGGCGAACAUGCAGCAAUUGUUAGGAAGGGGACGACAGAGGAUGGCGCUGUUUUCGUGGAGGAGGCAGAUGCGUUGGUUGAGCAGCAGGAUCCCGAUAUUCGAAAGUACAAGGAGAGGCAGGAGGUUAAGAAUGGGAAGCGGAAGGCUGUCUUGGUGUCCGAACCAAGUUCUACGCGUAUCGACCAACAGCACGUAGCUGAGGCCGCGGCAGAUGAAAAAGCCCAAAGAAAAGAAGAAGAUAUGCAAGAAGCCAUAAGGAGGAGCUUGCAAGACAAGCACAUCUUCAACCCGCGGGCCGAGGGAAGCAAGGGUGGGCAAUUUCGGCGCGUACGAGUGGUAGGCGCUGCCUCCCAAGCUGCAUCUUCACUCCCGAUGACAAGCUCUGCUCCAUGGGCGACGACCGAGAACGACAUCCCGUUACUUGCAGCCGGCAGCAGCAAGCGCCCGCGAGAAGAAGAGGAACAGGAGACUGCCCUGGGGGCUUCUGGAAGCAUUGCUGGGGUGGAGAACGAGAGCGACGUCCGUCACGCCCCGAAACGUCGUCUUAGCCCAUCUAUGGCCUCGAGAUAUCCCGGGCAACCGGCCACCACGAGUGACCUAAUUGAUCCUCCAUACCCUCUUGGAACCUUCGUGCCGCCUCCGCCGCGACCUACAGCCUUUUACUACGAUCGUUCCAGAGACCCUCGAUUGAAGGCACAGGCCGCACCUCAGUGA